AUGACCAGAUUAAAGCAAGCAGUGCAACUCCUGUCAACAGCAAUGAGCCCGAUCGUCUUCCCACUGAUGAGCCUCCUCCUCGGCCUGGCUCAGGCCAGCUGCCUCGGGGGACAUUGCGGCAUCAGUCGCUCCUACAGCGUCCCGAGCCACGGAUUUGGCGGAGGACGCGCCGGAUCCCUCGGAGGCGCCUCCUUUGGUAGAGGCGGAGGCGGGUCCUUCGGCGGAGUUAGCACCCGCUAUAGUGCCCCGCACAGCAGCUUUGGAAGCGUCGCUGGGACACUGGGUGGAUUUGGCGGAGGCAGCCAUCGAUCUUUCGGGGGCGUCAGCACGAGCUAUGGCGUCCCAACGCGAAGCUUCGGAAGUUUCGGUCGACGUGGAGUAUCAGGUGGAUCCUUUGGGGGUGGAUCCUUCGGGGGUGGAUCUUUCGGAGGAUUCUCCGGUGGAGUAAGCUCUGUCUACGGUCCCCCAAGACACAGUUUCGGAGGAUCUACUGGAUCUUUCGGGGGUGGCUUUGGAUCUAGCGGAUUUGGAGGAGGAUCCUUCGGUGGUGGAUCCCUGGGAGGCAUCAGCACGUCUUACGGCGUACCCACCAGAACCUUUGGAAGCAGUGGGGGCUCCUUCGGCGGCAGUUCCUUUGGAUCUGUCGUUCAUGGCGGCGGAUCCUUCGGAGGCCUUGGAGGUGGUCGUGGCCUGUCCUCUAGCUACCUGCCUCCUCACGGGAAGUAAAGGCCCAGGGAAGUCCUGUGCGCCCGGCCUGGACGCGGAAAAUAUUAUUUAUUAUCUAGUAUGGCAAGUGAGAAUAAAACAUAAA
Penaeus vannamei (Pacific white shrimp) is the source of this 811-nucleotide messenger RNA. RefSeq lists its product as uncharacterized. The record is from RefSeq and is a predicted model, not a curated record. Lineage: Eukaryota; Metazoa; Arthropoda; Malacostraca; Decapoda; Penaeidae.